Hevea brasiliensis (rubber tree) is the source of this 1336-nucleotide messenger RNA. Its product is annotated as probable carboxylesterase 2. The record is from RefSeq and is a predicted model, not a curated record. Gene Ontology annotation, molecular function: hydrolase activity. Lineage: Eukaryota; Viridiplantae; Streptophyta; Magnoliopsida; Malpighiales; Euphorbiaceae. The transcript has a single exon. The coding region runs from base 207 to 1175 and encodes 322 amino acids.
GAUUCGUACGUCAUCUUUGUUGAAUUGGUCGACUCUCCUAUAAUAUGCAUAUCAAUUUAAUUCUGAUAAUUGUUGAUAAUUAACCACGCGCUCUGACGGACCAUAAAAUCCCCAUCGAUCUCGCCGCUUCUAUUUAAUACCAUUAACUGUCUCUUGCCAAAUGCUUCUCUUGCCAAAUACUUCUCUUGCUUGCUUCUUUUUUGCGAAUGGCUCCAAGCAAACAAGUAUCUCAGGAAAUUUUUCCUUACCUUCGAGUGUUCGAGGAUGGAACCGUCGAGAGAUACGCAGGAACAGAAGUUACACCCGCUGGCUUGGAUUCUCAAACUGGUGUUUUGUCCAAAGACAUCUUUAUCACCACUCCACAAACCACUCUCUCAGCGAGGCUCUACCGUCCCGAUUUCACUAAUAACAACCAAAAGCUUCCCGUUCUAGUCUACUAUCACGGUGGAGCCUUUUGCAUAGCAUCACCGGCUGAACCCAAGUACCACUGUUUCCUCAAUCGGCUAGUUUCCCAAGCUAAAAUCAUCGUUGUGUCUGUGGACUACAGGUUAGCCCCAGAACAUCCGCUUCCAGCCGCCUAUGAGGAUUCAUGGGCUUCCCUUCAAUGGGUGGUUGCUCACGCAGAUGGUGGCACCGAAGAAUGGCUCGAAAGUUAUGCAGACUUUAGACAGGUGUUUUUAGCAGGAGACAGUGCUGGCGCUAAUAUUACACACCACUUGGCCUUGCGGUUGAAGGACUCGAACCAGCAGGGUUCAAAUAUGAAGAAAGUUCAAGGCAUAGCUAUGAUCCACCCUUAUUUCUGGGGAAAAGAUCCAAUUGGAGAAGAGGCAAAUGAUAGUUUAAGAAAAUCAAUGGUAGAUAAUUGGUGGAUGUUCGUUUGCCCGUCUAAUAAAGGGUGUGAUGAUCCCUAUAUUAACCCGUUUACGAAAGAAACCCCAAGUCUUGAAGGCUUGGCUAGUAAGAGUGUGCUUGUUUUGGUUGCAGAGAAAGACAUAUUGUGUGAAAGAGGGAAGCUUUAUUACGAAAAUCUGCUGAAAAGUGGGUGGCAAGGAAAAGCAGAGAUAGUGGAGACAAAAGGAGAAGAUCAUGUUUUUCAUAUUUUUAACCCUGAUAGCGAAAAUGCUCAUCUCUUGAUCAAGAGCUUGGCUUCUUACAUCAACCGAGAUCCAAAUUAAAUUGUGUUGGCUGCUGCUUUUGUGUCGAUAUAUGUACCUUUACUGCUACAUUUCCAAUGCCCAUGUAUCUAAAAUUUAUUUUUCACUGGUUUGAUGGAUUGAUUGCCUUUCGCUACAGGUAAUUGUCGCUUUUAAAUAAGAUUAACUGUUGAUGUGUGACA